UACAACAACAACUACAACGAAAAACCAACAUUGCCAACAGCACCACCAGCAGGGCGUCAUGUUAGCAGCAAGAAAUCGAGAGCCAACCGUAAUUACUACUAGAGCGGGAGCAUUUGGAACUAGAGCAGCGACAUGGUCUUAAGCACCGAAUGGUCCCAGGUGGAGAUUAUCGAUCUGAUCAAUGAUGGCAACGGUCUUGGCUUUAUUCUCGUGGGCGGACGGAGCACGGGCGUGGUCAUUAAGGCGCUGACGCCGGGCGGCGUCGCUGAGCGGGAUCAGCGCCUGCAGUUGGGCGAUCAUCUGCUGCAGAUUGGCGAGGUGAAUCUGCGUGGUUUCAGCUCGGAGCAAGUGGCCACAGUUCUUCGUCAGACCGGAGCUCAGGUGCGUCUGAUUGUGGCGCGGCCCGUGGAGCCAACGGCCAUCGAUUAUAAUACGCUUGCCAGCAAUGCGCCCAUUAUACCAACUAAGCUCCUCUCCGACCCGGAAGAACUGUCGCGCCAUCUCUUUCACAAUCCGAGCUUAGCCACAGCAACAGCAGUCGCACUAGAUGUGGGCAGUCUGGUUGGCCUCGUCACCGGCGGACCCGCAACGGACACUGCCGAUCAGGGCAAUAUCUCGGCACUGGUGCCCGUGCCGGAUGCAGAACUGGCCGAUCUGCCGCUGCCUCCGCUGCCCAUUAGCAAUGCGAGCAGUUCGGAUGCAGGAUUGCAAGAUUUGGAUAUUGUGCCCUAUUCAAUAUUGUCGCCGCCGCCAACGACGGCGCUGCUGACGGCACGACAAUCGCUGCAACUGCCGCUGGGUCAGCGCUGGACGGGCACAGCGGAGGAUGACGAUGAGCAGUACAAGGCUGAUGGCACUGUGAUAGCCGCCGGCAAGAAGUUGGCAAAGGUAACGCCAGAUGAGGGCGACUGCUGUUCAUUGGGCUCCGAGUCGCCCUCAACUUAUGUUGACUCACCGGAAACGGAAACGUACAUUGUGGAGUUGCACAAGAAUGUGUACGGCUUGGGCAUCACGGUGGCCGGCUAUGUGUGCGAGGAGGAGGAUUUGUCGGGUAUAUUUGUGAAGAGCAUCAUUGAGGGCAGCGCGGCGGAGACGAGCGGCCAGAUUCAGAUCAACGAUCGCAUUGUCGCCGUCGAUGGACGCACUUUGGCAGGUGUAACCAAUCAUCAGGCUGUGGAGCUGCUGCGCAACACGGAUAUCGUGGUGCAUCUGACGCUGGAGCGUUUCCUGCGCGGCCGCAAGUUCGAGCAUCUGCAGGUGGCCCUAACAGAGAUGAAGGGCGGCAGUGCCAACGAUGGCGAUGGCCAGUCGCAGCUAUCGAUGCCUGCCUCGCCAUCGAUAGCGACGCUCAGCUGGUUGCCACCCAAAUCCGCCGAUGCUGACUCCAUUGUCAGCGAUGCCGGCGAUGGUCAGCUGUUGGCGGACUUUGCCGAUCUGCCCUCGCGGGACACCGUGGACUCGAAUAUGUCGCAUAUGCUGGACCGUAGCGAUCCAAGUGCGCCGCGUCUAACAAAUGGAAAUGGACACGAUCAUGACAGUGGCAACGACACCGACGAGCAGUGUCCAGAGCCGGAACCGGACGUGGCGCCACUUGAGCCAGAGCAUGGCAAGACGCCCACCAAUGAGCCAACAGAUGUGCUGCCCACCGUGCGCAAGAGCAGUGUUAUGCCCGCUGGCACGCCCACGAUUGUUACGCCCAUAGCCAUAGCUAGUCCCAGCGCCGCCUCGCUGAGGGUGGCCUGGACAAGUGAGUUUCCCGAAAGCGAAAUUUUAGUUGCCGAAAUAAAUAAACUUUCAGGUCUAGGGAUCAGCCUCGAGGGCACCGUCGACGUCGAGUGCGGCAUUGAGAAGCGUCCGCAUCAUUAUAUACGCUCCAUACUCGAGGACGGUCCCGUCGGCAAACAGGGCAUCCUGCGCCCGGGCGACGAGCUGCUCCAGGUUAACGAGCACAAGCUGCUCGGACUGCGUCACAUCGAUGUGGUCAAGAUACUUAAGGAACUGCCGGCCAGUGUUAAGCUGGUCUGUGCUCGGGGCACCAGAGCGCCCUCCAUCAUAAACACAUCACAGAAUCCGGAGGCCUUUGAGACGCGCAGCCUGCUGCCCGGCGGUCAUCAGAGUCUGCAGAAUCUGCUGAGUAAGGCGCAAUCGGAGAGCUCUCUCUACACAUCCAGCACAGCGACGCUGACGGAAUCGGCCGCUGCUGCCGCCGCCGCCGGAGUGCAGCGCUCCAAAUCGCUGGAGAACGUGUCCGGACUGGCUUUGUGGAGCAGCGAGGUGACAGUCGUGCAGAUCCACAAGUCGGAACAGGGCUUCGGCUUCUCAAUACUCGACUAUCAGGAUCCGCUCGAUGCGGAGGGCAGUGUUAUUGUGAUACGUGGUCUAAUACGCGGUGGUGCUGCGGAGGCAACCAACGAGAUCUAUCCCGGUGAUCGUCUCAUCAGUGUCGGCGAGCACACACUCCAAGGACUCGAACUGGACGAGGCGGUGGCCAUUUUGAAGGGUAUGCCGCCGGGUAAAACGCGUCUCGGCAUUUGCCGACCCCUCUCCACGUCGGACAGCAACAGCAACAUUGCCUCGCCCCUUGGCGAUUCGGCGAGCAGCACAUAGUGCCAGGCGAAGGAGCACCUCAACAGCUCGAUUCUAAUGCAUUAUAUUAUAACACUUAUAUCGGCCACUUGAGUGCAGCAGCACAACCAGCUAAAACAGCUAAAACACCAAAAUGCCAGCAGCAAAAACCAAAAACGCUGCAGUAUAAAUCAGCGGAACUGAGCAUGCGACAAUUUGUACAUAUAUAGAUGACCCUCACAGUGGGGAGUAGUAUUAAAGCCAGCCCACUCAUACAUGCAGACAUAUGGAUAGUAUUUAUUAACCCAAUACUCUCUUAUACACACACACACACAGAACACCCCCACAUAGUUAUAACUAAUUGAUUCGAGAGCGCUGACGAGUUAUUGAUUGCAACGCAAAUAUGUAGCAUACGAAUAAAUAAAUAAAUAGAUAGUUAUGCUGACGAGAAUUUAGUACGUUCAAAGCGCUGAGAUUCAAAAAAUAUCACAAAUUGUAAUAUCUAUAAAUUGUUAACGACAAACAAAUUCCAAUGGCCACGCAAAGGAAUAUCAAAUUGCAUAACAACUUUCAAAUUUAGUAUGCAAAUAGUGCUCUGUUAGAUAUAGUUUACAUACAUUUAAUCUAUUUGUACCAGCUGUAUAUAUUAGAGAUAGUUUAUUAAAUAUUUGAUUUCCAAAUUUGUUAUGCUGUUGAAUUUAGGUACAUUAAGAGGUUAAGAUUAAUUGCCUUGGCGGGGGAGAGCAAGGGAGCUGUAUUAUUUAUUUCGCUCCUCUAGCCAGUAUAGUAUUUAAGUAGGCAAGUAUCCCAAGGAACUAUUGAAAAUUGUCAAACAUAUAGUAUUAAAGCAAUGGGAUGGAUCGAAGGGCGUAGGCAUUCUGAAUAUAUUUGGAUCUGAUGAAUAAUAAUACAAAUUCUAUGCUUAUAGAAA
Molecule: messenger RNA, 3496 nt
Organism: Drosophila grimshawi
Lineage: Eukaryota; Metazoa; Arthropoda; Insecta; Diptera; Drosophilidae
Product: patj homolog
Exons: 2
Coding region: 133-2607 (824 amino acids)
Molecular function (GO): protein binding
Source: RefSeq, a predicted model, not a curated record